GAUGUCGCUACUGAAGUUCUUUUGUGAUUUUGCUUGUAAUCAGAAAGAACGUAACCUCAAAGAAUCCUAAAGAUCAAAACAACAGAACUGUUAACUUCGGUAAGAACGAACGUUUGACGAUUAAAGUGAGCAAUUAAGACAACUUAACAUGCCGGAUCAUCUAGGAGAAGAUAUGCGGAAGGUAAAGAACGAAGAGGAGAAAGAAGAAAAGGAGAUAAAAUCACUGGAUGAAGGCGACAUCGCUUUGUUAAAGACUUAUGGCCAAGGACAAUAUACGAAGAGUAUUAAGACUGUUGAGGAGGAUAUCCAAACAAUUAUCAAACGUGUAAAUGAAUUAACUGGGAUCAAAGAAUCUGAUACUGGUCUAGCACCACCAGCACUUUGGGACUUAGCAGCUGACAAACAAACUUUACAAAAUGAACAACCUCUGCAAGUAGCACGCUGUACCAAAAUCAUAAAUGCAGAUUCUGACGAUCCAAAGUAUAUAAUAAAUGUAAAGCAGUUCGCAAAGUUUGUAGUUGACUUGGCAGAUUCUGUAGCACCAACAGAUAUAGAAGAAGGUAUGAGGGUAGGAGUAGAUCGCAACAAGUAUCAAAUUCAUAUUCCUCUGCCAUCCAAAAUUGAUCCUACCGUAACAAUGAUGCAAGUGGAAGAGAAGCCUGAUGUUACGUAUAGCGAUGUUGGUGGCUGCAAAGAGCAAAUUGAAAAAUUGAGAGAAGUUGUUGAAACGCCACUAUUACAUCCAGAGAAAUUUGUCAAUCUUGGUAUUGAACCACCAAAAGGUGUUUUAUUGUUUGGACCUCCAGGCACAGGAAAGACUUUAUGUGCUAGAGCGGUAGCUAACAGAACAGAUGCCUGUUUCAUUCGUGUCAUUGGUUCAGAAUUAGUUCAGAAAUAUGUUGGUGAGGGUGCUAGAAUGGUAAGAGAACUGUUCGAAAUGGCACGAAGUAAAAAGGCAUGUUUAAUUUUCUUCGAUGAAAUCGAUGCCAUUGGCGGUGCUCGUUUUGAUGAUGGUGCUGGUGGUGAUAAUGAAGUACAACGUACUAUGUUGGAGUUAAUAAAUCAACUAGAUGGAUUUGAUCCGCGUGGCAAUAUAAAAGUUUUAAUGGCGACAAAUAGGCCGGAUACGUUGGAUCCCGCCUUAAUGCGACCGGGUCGUUUGGACAGAAAGAUAGAAUUUGGUUUGCCAGAUCUUGAGGGACGCACGCACAUUUUCAAGAUUCACGCACGUUCGAUGAGCGUCGAAAGGGACAUCAGGUUUGAAUUGCUCGCUCGUUUAUGUCCUAAUAGUACAGGCGCUGAAAUACGAUCGGUCUGUACCGAAGCUGGUAUGUUUGCGAUCCGUGCACGACGUAAAGUUGCAACGGAGAAGGAUUUUCUCGAGGCAGUUAAUAAGGUUAUUAAAUCAUACGCCAAAUUUUCUGCAACACCAAAGUAUAUGACCUACAAUUAGAAUUCAUUCGCAAAAUAUUUAAAUUUUGCGUUCAGUAAGUUAUCAGCAAGUCAUAUAAAUCUUAUAAUUAUUUUUA
Messenger RNA from Cyphomyrmex costatus, 1529 nucleotides. It is a transcript of the gene Rpt1, whose product is annotated as 26S proteasome regulatory subunit Rpt1. Gene Ontology annotation, molecular function: ATP hydrolysis activity; ATP binding. Lineage: Eukaryota; Metazoa; Arthropoda; Insecta; Hymenoptera; Formicidae. The record is from RefSeq and is a predicted model, not a curated record. The transcript is spliced from 6 exons. Bases 149 to 1453 code for a protein of 434 amino acids.